This is a messenger RNA of Brassica oleracea var. oleracea, 885 nucleotides long. RefSeq names its product disease resistance protein RPS5-like. The coding region runs from base 1 to 885 and encodes 294 amino acids. Lineage: Eukaryota; Viridiplantae; Streptophyta; Magnoliopsida; Brassicales; Brassicaceae. The transcript is spliced from 2 exons. The record is from RefSeq and is a predicted model, not a curated record.
AUGCAUGAUGUGGUUCGAGAGAUGGCAUUGUGGAUAGCAUCUGAUUUUGGGAAGGAUAAAGAGAGAUGUAUCGUGAAAGCUGGUGUUGGUUUACCUGAAGUACCAACUGUGGAGAACUGGAGAUCUGUGAGAAGAAUGUCUCUGAUGGACAAUGGGAUUGGAAAUAUAUCUGACAGCCCUAAUUGCCCUGAGCUUACAACUCUGCUCUUCCAAAAAAAUGAGAUCGUGAAUAUCUCAGAUCAACUGGUAAAUGCUUACAGAGAAGCAAAUGCUAUUCAAGCGAUAUCUAUUCGUUUCAUUGAGGAGGAAUCAAUAUUGAAUCUUCCAGAUAUGGCGGCUCUCAGUAAAUUAGAUAUGUUCCGAAGUGGAAUGGUGGAGGUAAAUGUCAUGAGGAGUACAUCAUCAUGGAACAAAAAUCCAACAACUCCAAGCUUCCCAAACCUCUCUACAGUGACUUUAAGCUAUUGCCAUGGUCUAAAAGACUUGACAUGGCUUUUGUUCGCACCAAACCUUAAGGCUCUUUACGUUGUUAGUUCAGCUCAAGUGGAAGAUAUAAUCAGCAAAGAAAAAGCUGCGAAUAUUCUCACAGAGGAGGUCGGUACCAUCAUUCCUUUUCGGAAAUUAGAGCAUUUCCAAGUGAACAGUUUGCCACAGCUGAAGAGCAUCUACUGGAAUCCUCUCCCUUUCCCACGUUUGAGAAAUUUCAGCAUAGUAAUGUGUCCAAAUCUGAGAAAGCUUCCAUUGAAUUCUAGAAGUGGCAGCAGUUUUGAGGGUGAAGAGCUUGUCAUACAUAAUGGAGAACAAGAGUGGAUAGAUAAGGUUGAAUGGGAAGAUGAAGCGACUAAAGAGCGUUUCCUACUUUCCUUCAAUCCUGCCCUCUAUUGA